This is a messenger RNA of Hippocampus comes (tiger tail seahorse), 6729 nucleotides long. It is a transcript of the gene adgrb1a, whose product is annotated as adhesion G protein-coupled receptor B1a. Gene Ontology annotation, molecular function: G protein-coupled receptor activity. Gene Ontology annotation, biological process: cell surface receptor signaling pathway; adenylate cyclase-activating G protein-coupled receptor signaling pathway; negative regulation of angiogenesis. Lineage: Eukaryota; Metazoa; Chordata; Actinopteri; Syngnathiformes; Syngnathidae. Gene Ontology annotation, cellular component: plasma membrane; dendrite; postsynaptic density. The record is from RefSeq and is a predicted model, not a curated record. The coding region runs from base 718 to 5325 and encodes 1535 amino acids. The transcript has 31 exons.
ACUGGAAGUCAUUUUGGUGUAAUUCAAUUCCUUUGACGGCACCGUGGACGGGAUUUCCAAACAAGGAAUGCGGCUGUUGCUGCAAGCAGACAGAGAAAAAGCAGAGCUGCAAGGCUUCGGCGGCGGGUUCGGGGAUGUGCGCAAGCCCACCUCUGAUUCACUCCUCCGUCAAACCCACACAUUCACCUGGAAGAUAGUAAAAACUGUGAGCAGGGGAGAUUUGGACACAGUUGAAAUGUGGAAAAACAAAACUCACAGGAAGUACAACUAGCGGGUUAUUUCUCUGUCAAUUAAAGAAGAUGGACGUUUGAUUGAGGAACAGAACAAGAAAACAACAUACGAACACACUCGUUAUUUUCUUUACCUUUUUACGCACUGAGAGACCAAACGGAAUCAACGGACAUUCCCAACUCGUUGGGGUUUUACACAUCUCAAUAUCAACAAUUUAAACAUUGGUGAUUUUUGUUGACCUAUCGAAGGACUUACUGGCACACUUUUUUUGGAUUUGGUUGGUGUCCAGUGACAAUAUGCAUCAAAGGGAGAAGUGACUUGAUCAAGGUUGCUGGGAAAUUACCCUGUGUCAACAAUUGAAGCCAUCCACCAAUUUAUGGAUUUUUGAGCGCUACCGUCACAUUUUUCGCAUCUCUUAAACCUCCUUGAUCAACAAUUCCUAAAGAGUCAGUCCAAACUGCAACAUCAUUCUGUUUAUCUAAAACAAUGUCGAACAUUGCUUCUCAAUUUGCCAGUUGCCCGCUUCGAAUGGUGAUUCAGUAUUUUUUUCCUCUGCUAUUAAUGGGGGCGUGGUGCCACUCAUCCCCUUCAGGGUCCGAGUCAAACUCCUGUUCUACACUGGUCCAAAGCCGCUUUUUUGGCUUCUUUCGGUCAUCAUCAGUAUUCCCCACUGUGCCUUGCUCCUGGACCCUGCAGAAUCCUGAUCCACGGCAUUACACCAUCUUCAUCAAGAUAACAAAACCUACCCAGGACUGUCUGCCAUUACAGCUUCGUAUCUUCCAAUACGACACUUUCUUGGAGACCACACACUCCUACCUAGGAAUUGACAGCUUUGACGAAGUUGUGAGGCUGUGUGACACCUCCGCCCCAAUGGCCUUCCUGGAGGCUGACAAGCAAUUUGUUCACAUGAGAAAGGGUCCUCAUCAGAAAGAUGCAACCACUACAAGUGACAGUGACGAGUUCAAAGUCGAGUACCUGGUUGUUGGAAAACGUAACCCCAGCAUGGCAGCCUGUCAGAUGCUUUGCCAGUGGCUGGAGGACUGUUUGGCUUCCAGCACAUCAAGCAGGCCAUGUGGCAUUAUGCAGAUGCCGUGUUCGUGCUGGCAUCCGCCGCCAAAGCACGGUGAGGGCAACAGCUGUUACUACAACGGAGUUUACCUGGAAAACUGUUUACCCAAAGUAAGAGAAACUGGAAAAAACACCAAAAUAAAUGGUAAAGACCUGCACAUUUCUCGAAGUCAGUCACUUCGUUCAGUGGACAGUCGUAAGCAGCUUGAUGAUGGAGACAAGCAACACAGUGGACAGCAAAACCCUCAGACAGACUCAACCUCAGGUGAGGAGUGGUCAGCAUGGAGUGUGUGUUCUGCUACAUGUGGGGAGGGCUGGCAGAGUCGCACUCGUUUCUGUGUCUCCUCCUCGUACAGUACCCAGUGUAGUGGGCCACUGCAGGAGCAGAGAACUUGCAACCCUGCUGUUUGUCCAGUGGCCGGUGCUUGGGAUGAAUGGUCACCAUGGAGUUUAUGUUCGUCAACAUGUGGCAGAGGUUAUAGAUCCCGAACACGAACCUGCACCCCUCCCCAGUUUGGAGGAGAUCCCUGUGAUGGUCCAGAGAAACAGACUAAAUUCUGUAAUAUAGCUGUCUGUCCAGUGGAUGGCGAAUGGAAUGAGUGGUCAAGUUGGAGUUCCUGCUCAUCUUCCUGCUCUAAUGGGACCACACAACGAACAAGAGAGUGUAAUGGCCCCUCAUACGGAGGUUCUGAAUGUAGAGGAGAGUGGUUGGAGACCAUUGACUGCUUCCUUGGGGAAUGCCCUGUGGAUGGGAGGUGGCAGCCAUGGUCUUUAUGGUCAGGGUGUUCCAAGACUUGUGGCGGUGGUAGACAGCAGAGAAACAGAAUUUGUUAUGGGCCCUUUUUUGGGGGACAAUCUUGCCCUGGAGAACGAGAAGAGGUCCGACACUGUAAUGAAAAAAGAUGCCCGGAGCCUCAUGAAAUAUGUGCUGAGGACAACUAUUCAAACGUUGUUUGGAAGAUGACUCCUGCUGGAGAUACAGCAGCAGUACGAUGUCCUCCCAAUGCAAUGGGUUUGAUUUUGCGUCGCUGCAUCCUUGAUGAGGAGGGUAUGGCAUACUGGGAGAAUCCAACCUAUAUGAAGUGCAUUUCCAAUGAUUAUCGCAGCAUACAAACUUUGACUCGAGAACAUUUAUCCAAAGCACAGCGAGGCCUUGUGGGUGAUGGACUCUCUGAAGUGAUGACUAAACUGAGGGUGACUUCCAGUGAUGGCACCAGCUACAGUGGUGAUUUGCAGGCCAUUUUGGAUGUGCUGAAGAACAUGACUGAGAUCUUCAGGAGGGCAUACUACAGUCCCAGCAGUGCAGACAUGAGGAACUUUGUCCAGUCACUUAGUAAUCUACUAAUGGAAGAAAACCGAAUGCGAUGGGAAGAAGCUCAACUGCUGGGUCCAAACAUCAAAGAGCUGUUCCGCCUGUUUGAGGACUUUGUGGAUGUCGUCGGUCUGAGAAUGAAAGACUUUCAGGACAUGUAUGAAGUGACUGACAACAUAGUUUUAAGCAUCCACAAGCGUCCUGUGCUGAGUAAUGCAGAUAUCAGCUUCCCGAUGAAGGGUUGGAGAGGCAUGGUGGAUUGGGCUCGCAACUCAGAGGACAGAGUCAUCAUCCCAAAACACAUCCUGCUAACAGCCAAGCCAGAUUCAGAUGACUCCUCGACAUUUGUGACAGGUAUCAUUCUGUACAGAAACUUGGGAAGCGUUCUGAAUUUGCAAAGAAACGGCACUAUACUCAACUCCAAGAUUGUAUCCGUCACCAUUAAACCCACUCCUGCUUCCCUUUCUGCUCCCGUUACAGUUGAAUUCUCUCACUUGUACAACGGCACCACGAACCAGACAUGUAUAUCCUGGGAUGAGAAUGAAAGCUCCUCUCUGCUGGGAUCCUGGUCUGCUAGGGGCUGCAAAACCGUGCUCGUCGAUGCACUCAGAACCAAAUGCCUGUGUGACAGACUGUCCACCUUCGCCAUUUUAGCACGACUUCACCCCGAAAUGAACAUGGAUAAGACACAGCUCCCAUCCGUGACACUGAUUGUGGGAUGUGGAGUGUCUUCUCUGACAUUGUUGCUACUCAUCAUCAUCUACGUGUCGGUCUGGAGAUAUAUUCGGUCUGAAAGAUCAGUCAUUCUUAUCAACUUCUGCCUCUCAAUCAUUUCUUCCAAUGCCCUUAUUCUCAUUGGACAGACCCAAACAAGAAAUAAGGUCUUAUGUACCAUAAUAGCGGCGUUUCUUCACUUUUUUUUCCUGUCAUCAUUCUGUUGGGUCCUGACGGAGGCAUGGCAGUCAUACAUGGCAGUGACGGGUCGUCUAAGGAAUCGCAUAAUACGCAAGCGUUUUCUCUGUCUUGGCUGGGGACUCCCCGCCCUUGUUGUUGCAAUCUCAGUGGGCUUUACCAAGGCAAAAGGCUAUGGAACACCGAGCUACUGCUGGUUGUCUCUGGAAGGAGGUCUUCUCUAUGCAUUUGUUGGACCAGCUGCUGCUGUUGUCUUGGUUAACAUGGUUAUUGGGAUUCUCGUAUUUAACAAACUGGUGUCCAAAGACGGCAUUACUGAUAUGAAACUAAAGGAGAGGGCGGGUCAGAUGACAGUGCCACUGUACAAUAUGACGCUCAAAUGUGCCAAGUGUGGAGUUAUCUCGUCGGCUGACGUUUCCGCCACAGCUACCAGUAACGCCAUGGCCUCACUGUGGAGCUCCUGCGUGGUUUUGCCCCUUCUGGCUCUCACAUGGAUGUCAGCUGUACUUGCCAUCACUGACCGGCGCUCUGCACUAUUCCAGAUUCUAUUUGCUGUCUUUGAUUCUAUGGAAGGCUUUGUCAUUGUAAUGGUGCAUUGCAUCCUACGAAGAGAGGUUCAGGAAGCAGUAAAGUGCCGCGUGGGAGACCGCCAGGAAGAUGGUAAUGGGGAUUCUGGUGGAUCUUUCCAGAAUGGACAUGCUCAGCUUGUGACUGACUUUGAGAAGGAUGUUGAUAUGGCUUGCAGAUCAGGCACUAUGAAGCACUCCUCCCUCCAGGGUGAGGAAAAGCCCACUUCUGGGGCUGUAACCCUUCAAAGGGGAUCUAACUUCAAUACAAUGCCAGCCAGUAUGGCCAAGGUCCAUCUCCAGAACAUGGCAGACUAUACCAGCCACACACUGACUCUACGCAGAGAGAAAUGUACCACUAAAGGAAUCAGCACUGAGUUGCCAGGUGCCAAAUCCAUUUACAUAUGUGACAGUGAGCUCUUUAAGCAGCUAGAUGGUGACCUUCCACAAAGGAAUGGAGAAGGAAGCAGUUGUGAGGGCACUAGCAAAGCCGCAGGGCUAGUCCUAUUACCAGCCAACAACACAGCUACCCUAAGGCCAGCCAAGGGCAAAGAAGAGCAACCAACCAAGUACAACAUUAGUGUUGAGCAGCUGCCUCAGACAAGGCUCAUCCACCUGGCUAACCCUGUCAGUGGUGAGCCAGUGCUUGGAUUCGGACUGAAGAGCUUGCCUGCUGACCAGGUCAGUGUGUCAUGUUCAGAGAGAGACUCACCUGCGCACAACCUUCAAAACCUGCCAAGAGACUCUCAAGUGGACAGCAGCACCUGUAAUGGAGCAGAAUCUGGAAACUCUGUUGUGAUGACCAAGAGUGAAACUGUUUCUACACUAUCCACAAGCUCCCUGGAGAGGCGAAAAUCACGCUAUGCAGAGCUUGACUUUGAGAAGAUAAUGCACACCCGGAAACGCCACCAGGACAUGUUUCAGGACCUGAACAGGAAGAUUCACAGUGCAGACAUGGAUGUAGACUCUUCACCUGUUGAUGCCAAAGCUACUAAAAGAUGGAGCGUGUCCUCUGCCGGCAGCGACAAGACCAACAUAAGUGAUAAGCAGCAGACUCCAAGUAAGAGGAUGUGGGAGGGCAUCCAAAAGACCCACUCACCUCCAUCUUGGGGAAGAAAAGACCUGGCAACAGCAGUGACCUCCCCUUUGGAGAUGCAGACGGUGGAGUGGGAGAAGACAAGUGCAACUAUUCCUUUGGUAGGCCAGGAUAUCAUGGACCUGCAAACGGAGGUGUGAUAAAUAAGCCGUAUUUCCUCGCAUCACCUUUCACUUCACUCUUGGACAAAUAAGGAACAUGUCACAUGUACUGGAUGAGUUCCACGGCAAAUGUGAGGAAAAAGGAGAGUACAAAAGACAAUAAAUGCAGGACAUUAGCAUACGAGAACUGCUGUCAUGAUGUCUUUGUAUGUUGUUUCAUUUAAUGUUUUGACCGUGUUUUCAUCAGACAUGAACUGCCUCCCUGAAUAUGGACAUGAGUACCAAACUGCUUACGGGGGAGACAGUUUGGUCGGAGAUUUAGUGACUCCAUAGUGUAUCAUACACAAAGGCUAUGACUUGUUGUCGAGUAUGUAUUUAAUGGUUGUAAUGUAAUUAGUCAUGUCUUCUUUCUAUCCAUUCAGUCUUACUGCAUCACUGUUGCACUCUCUUUCUCCAAAUCAGCACUGCUGUUUUACAUGGCUCAAAAGUUUUUCCUCAACGUCAGUGAUAAAUUGAAACAUCAAGAAUAGUUCGAGGACAGACUGCCAAGCGCCCGCUGCUAUGCUCCUUAAGUCAAUCCCUUCGCCUGCACAAAUCACCCAUAUCCUUCUGGCUCCGACAUUUUUUUUCCACACUGGCACGGUUGGCACCGGUGAGACAAGUUGAAGGGGAAUGUGGAUGAAAACAAAAUCAAGCGUCCAAAAGGAGAAUUGCCUUCUCCUCGAAUGACUCCUCUGAAAUUCUUGCAGGCUUUGACAUCUAAUUUUGGGCUUCGACCACAAUUCCACCCCUGAGGAUCGGGGAUAGCUCACAUCUACUCGGUCAGUACAUCCAACUGUGUGGCAUUUGUUGACAACGACAAGCAGGCAGGCUUCGUGUUGCUAAAAUUCCAUUUUUAAAAUUGGUAUGAAAAAGGAAUAUCAAUGUUGAAUAAUUAAAGAUAUGUAUGUGACUCAAGAUAUAAAUAUACAGUAUACCGUAUGUUGUGAUACAUAAAUGGAACAUGAAAGCACAAGGCUCAUUUGGAGUCAUGAUGUACAGCAUUGUAAUUAUAUGACAGAGUUCUACAGAGUGGAUUUCAGCGUUUAAAUAUAUUUCAUACUCUGCUUUUGAAGAGUCAUUAUUAAAUAUCAAAAGAAGUAUUAUGAUAUCCUUCUUCUCCCUUUCCUGUCUUUUCAGGAUACUGGACUAUAUGCGUGUUCUGUAUCACAAUGUAACCUGCGUGUUUUUAUACCACAACCAUUUACUCUUGGAUCUCCUCACUGUUGUCCCCUGUUCUCGAAUCUGCUCGAUCGCCAGCCUUUCUCACAGAGCCCUCACACCUCUCCUAACUUGCCUUUUUAUUUUAUCUGGGGUCAUCUGUUUGUUAAUGUACAGUUUUCAGAGCACAAAGUGAAUGUGUCUUAUUUCUAAUUAAAAAAUAUAUAUAUAUAUGUACUUUAA